Molecule: messenger RNA, 1215 nt
Organism: Setaria italica (foxtail millet)
Lineage: Eukaryota; Viridiplantae; Streptophyta; Magnoliopsida; Poales; Poaceae
Exons: 2
Coding region: 1-1215 (404 amino acids)
Molecular function (GO): protein binding
Source: RefSeq, a predicted model, not a curated record
AUGGUCUUCUCUUCCUCCGCGCCGCAGCCGCCGCCGGCGAGUGGCUGGGCUGGCCUUCCACGAGACGUCCUGUGGUCUGUCUUCACCGCGUUGGGGCAGCGCGAGGUCCUCUCCGGCGCUGGGCUCGCGUGCGCUCCGUGGUGGCGACUCGCGCGCCACGAGCCCGCCUUCUGGCGGCAGAUCGAUCUGACGACCGCGCCGGACGACUUCACGGUGGAGGUCGACGACGAUGAAGACACCAGCGACGAAGAAAGCAUGUGGAGCUUGUUCGGCGGCGACGACGACGACCUUCAAGGCGGGCAGAUCGAUCUGACGACCGCGCCGGACGACUUCACGUUGGAGGUCGACGACGAUGAAGACACCAGCGACGAAGAAAGCAUGUGGAACUUGUUCGGCGGCGACGACGACGACCUUCGAGGCGGGCAGAUCGAUCUGACGACCGCGCGGGACGACUUCACGUUGGAGGUCGACGACGAUGAAGACACCAGCGACGAAGAAAGUAUGUGGAGCUUGUUCGGCGGCGACGACGACGACCUUCCUGUUCCUAUUCGUAUCUGCGAGGAGAAAACGCCCAGCAAGGACUGCGACGACUCGUCGGCAUGGAAGGCGAUGGCGCUAGCUGCCGUCGACCGCAGCUCAGGAAAGUGCGAGGCUUUCUGGGGCCGCGCCGACGUUGAGGUCCUGCUCUACCUCGCCGACAGGGCGUCAUCUAUGAAAAGCCUCCGUGUGGCAUCACAUUACGAUGUGUCCUCUGAAGUAUUUGCUGAGCUGAUCAAGAAAUUCCCUCUGCUCGAGGAGCUAGAGCUAGUGCUAAAAUAUGAUGCCAUUGACACCAAGUCAGAACAACCAUUUACCAAUUCCUUGGUGGAGCUGUUCCAAUCCACUUGUAAAGCUUGCUGCCAUCUACAGCAUUUCACGGUGCGCUGUGCUGGCAAAAAGCAGGGCUCUGACAGCCCAACGCAUUUUUCAAUUCCAAUGAUGCACGGCCUACACUCUGUCGAACUUUCUGGUGACAGCUUAACCAAGGAUGUGGUGAUGCAGAUUGUCGACAACUGCCCUAGCCUCAAGUCUCUGAACAUUAGUGACGUGCACUACCAAGACCGGUGGGACGAGAAGUUGCUGAGGAACAAGUGCUAUAGGAUAAAAAAUCUCAGACUUCCAUCUGGGUGGUUUCAUGACUAUGAUAGCGAUGAAUCACUAUUUGACGUGUCAUGA